AUGAAGUGUGUAUUAGUACUCUUGGCUGGUUUUCUAGCUGCCAGCGCGGUGAAUCUACCGGGCGUUCCAGUUGACUUUGACCUUAGCGAUAAGGUGCUGUCAGCCAUUGCGGACGAUGUGGCCGAACGGUUUGAGGAGGAAUAUUACACGUACCUAAAAACAGGAGUGGAAACGCCAGCCUUUAAACAGCUAACAGCGCAGUUGGCCAAAUCACACAGCAAAAAGGACAUAUUCACAAAAGACUAUCCUGAAUUAGAUACUCGUGAUAGCUUUUUUGUAUGCACACUUUGUCGCUCUGUGAUUAAUGUGCUUGCAAGGACCAUACGCGAUGAAGAUGGUGAACUGCAUGGCGAGAAUAGCUCGGCUACAAUGAAAGUCAUAGCCAUGGAUGUCUGUCGUCGACUCGAGCUUCAAACUGAAGAAGUGUGCGAGGGUCUAAUUGACUCGCAUAUGCCAACAGCGGAAUAUAUUUUGCGCAACUCGCUUAUAGACUCGCAAAGCUUUUGCUCGCUUUUUAUGGAGUUUAACUUUUGCAAUACUGGCAAGAAUCCUGCUUACAACUGGACACUAAAAGUUGACGAUAAAGGCACAGCAAUGGAUGGGCCCAAGUCGGAUACACCAGCCCCAAGUGCUUCUGAUAUCAAGAUCUGUCACUUCUCCGACAUUCAUUACGAUCCAUUCUACGAGCCUGGCAGUCUGGCUAACUGUGUCGAGCCUUUAUGUUGUCAACGCAACAAGAGCACAGUGGAAGGAACUAGUGAUGCUGCUGGCUACUGGGGGGACUACCGCGACUGCGACUUGCCUUGGCACACCUUCGAGUCGGCGCUGAAUCACGCUGCGGCCACUGAAGAGUGCGACUAUAUCUAUCAGACUGGUGAUGUUGUGGAUCACAUGGUCUGGGCGACGUCUGUGGAGAAGAAUACUGGAGUGCUUAGCAAGGUUGCCAAUCAAUUCACGAAAGUGUUUCCUAAAGUGCCUGUAUAUCCUUGCAUCGGCAACCAUGAGCCACAUCCACUUAAUCUCUUCAGUCCUGAGGAUGUGCCCAGUGAAGUCAACACCAAGUGGCUGUACGAGCACUUAUACAACGACUGGUCCAAGUGGCUGCCAAAGGAAACCAAGGAGACCAUUUUGAAGGGUGGCUACUAUACAGUCUCACCUAAAAAGGGCUUCCGCAUCAUUGCAUUGAACAGCAAUGAUUGCUUGACUGAAAACUUCUGGCUGUAUUACGAUGGCAGCAAUAAGAUUCCGCAGCUGCAAUGGUUCCACGAUACGCUGCUUGCAGCUGAAAAGGCUGGCGAAUUUGUGCACAUCCUGUCGCAUAUACCUUCGGGCGAUGGCACCUGCUGGUCUGUUUGGGCUAGAGAAUAUAAUCGCUGCAUUGCCCGCUUCCACAAGACUAUUGCUGGCAUCUUCAAUGGUCAUUCGCAUUACGAUGAGUUUAAUGUAUUCUACUCUGAGGAAGGAUAUGCUACAGCUGUUGCAUGGAACGGUGGAUCCGUCACUACUGCCAGCAAUAAGAAUCCCAACUACAAAAUAUAUCAUGCCAAUGCUGAAAAUUAUGGCGUAACUAGCGUACUGAGCUACGUUUUCCUAUUGAACGAAGCUAACAAGCAGCCAGAUAAGGAGCCGAACUGGUUCCUUGAAGUCGAUUUCAUCAAAGAAUUCACAAAGGACUUGAGUCCAGCUGGCAUUGACGAAUUGCUAGAGAAAAUGUCUGAAACUCCCGAACUAAUGCGUACGUAUUGGCGGUAUAGAGUAACCUUAGCUGAGCCCAGAUUAACAGCUGGAUGUGAUCGUUACUGUUUGGCUGCCACGCUUUGCCGCGCCGCAACUACAGUCAACACUCAGCGUGAGCGCUGCGAGCACCUCAAGAAGAAACUUUUUAUUGCUCUCGAUGAGGAAGAAAAGAAGGAUGAUGGCGCUGCUACAAUGAGCAUUGUGAGCCUUACCUCGCUUUUGGCUUUGGUACUCGCUGUGAGAUUUGGUUUUUAAAAAACAAUUUGCACUUGCACUAAGUGCAAGUCCAUAAUAAUAAUAAUAAU
Messenger RNA from Drosophila busckii, 2042 nucleotides. RefSeq names its product sphingomyelin phosphodiesterase-like. Gene Ontology annotation, cellular component: lysosome. Gene Ontology annotation, molecular function: acid sphingomyelin phosphodiesterase activity. The record is from RefSeq and is a predicted model, not a curated record. The transcript is spliced from 4 exons. NCBI's taxonomy places the organism in Eukaryota, Metazoa, Arthropoda, Insecta, Diptera, Drosophilidae. The coding region runs from base 1 to 1992 and encodes 663 amino acids. Gene Ontology annotation, biological process: ceramide biosynthetic process; sphingomyelin catabolic process.